Linum tenue is the source of this 1505-nucleotide messenger RNA. NCBI's taxonomy places the organism in Eukaryota, Viridiplantae, Streptophyta, Magnoliopsida, Malpighiales, Linaceae. The record is from the annotation of a GenBank genome assembly.
GGAAAAUUGAUACUUUGGCGAACGGCCCAACAGCAGUACUCUGCCGGCCCAUUUCAAUUUCUGGUAGCUCUAUAUAAGUAAACCCCUCCCCUGCUACGGUUCCAUAUCCCCUCCACAGUCCACACACUAAUUUCUCAUUAAUACAGUACUACUGUCGAACCAAAACCCAGCCAUGGAAGCGAUCAAGCACAGCCAUGUCCAAGUCAGGGGCCUCAAUCUUCACCUCGCCGAGAUCGGCACUGGUUCUGAGGUUGUGCUUUUCCUGCAUGGAUUCCCUGAGAUAUGGUACACCUGGAGGCAUCAGAUGGUCGCCGUCGCCAAAGCCGGGUACAGGGCCAUUGGCUUUGACUUCAGGGGCUACGGGCUCUCCGACCAGCCGGCGGAGCCCGACAAGGCUAACUUCCUCGACUUCCUUCACGACACCAUUGCCCUGCUGGACCUUCUCGCCAUCCCCAAGGUGUACCUGGUCGGAAAGGACUUCGGAGCGAUCGUGGGAUCCAUGGUGGCCGCCGCACACCAAGACCGGGUGGCCGGCUUCAUCACCCUGGGCAUCCCUUUCUUGCUACCAGGUCCAGACGGCAUCAGGAAUCACCUCAUGCCCAACGGCUUCUACAUCAACAGGUGGCAGGUAAUGCCUAUCUAAUUAACUAAUUAACAAUAAGCAUACAUUUUCCGGCGUCUUGAAACUCUAAUAGCACAACUGAUUCGGCCACCUUGGAAACCAAACUCCAACAGGAGCCCGGGAGGGCCGAGGCCGAUUUUGGGAGGCUAGAAGUGAAGACAGUGAUUAAGAACAUCUACACUCUCUUCUCUGGUUCCGAGCCACCGGUGGCUCGAGACGACCAAGAGAUCAUGGACUUGGUCCCGCUGUCCGCUCCUCUGCCACCGUGGUUCUCCGACGAGGAUCUUCAAGCUUAUGCUUCCUUGUACGAGAAGUCAGGGUUUCGUGUCGCUCUCCGGGUUCCAUACAGGACGCUGGGGAUGGAUUGUGGGAUACGUGACCCAAAAGUUACGGCUCCUUCGUUGCUGGUCAUGGGGGAGAAGGACUACGUCCUCAAGUUUGCUGGAAUGGAGGACUACAUAAGGAGUGGGGCGGUGAAGCAAUUCGUGCCCGAUCUGGAGAUCGUCUUCUUGGAAGACGGCAACCAUUUUUCUCAGGAGAAGGUUCCGGAGAAGAUUAAUGAACUCAUCAUCGGCUUCCUCGACAAGUACAAGAAGAACUGAAGAACAAGGAGGUGGUGGUGGUGUUGUUUUCAAGCACCCGAUGUGUUGGUGCAGAUCGAAGAUUAUCUGUUAUGUUCAAAUAAGGUUUCUUUGCCAAGAAACCAAGCUUUUCAAAUACCUUAUUUAGCUGCAACAUUCCUUGUGUUACGUUCUAAGAGAUGCUGAUAGAUUUAAGGAAUCGUAACUCUAUUAUUGAUGAUACUCGCAAAUGCUAAGAUUUAAGCAAGUUAUUGUGCUAUGAUGCAUUUUUUUAAUCUAUAUAACAAAGAAACAUCUUACAC